AUGGCGUGUCGACGUGUCAAUUUGAGCUCCUCAAGCCCAAGUCAAAAUCUGGCUGAUUCUUUAUUACAUUUUGUAAAUAGCGAAAAUAACGACUCUAUAAGUUUUUGUGAAAGCGAAUUUACACAAGAGAAUAGUAUAAAUAAUCCUUCUUCCGACAAUAAUAUCAACAAAGGUGAGCAAACUGCAAUGCCGAGUGAUGAUCUACAACACGUGGAAUACCUACAACUAAAUGGUGAGCGUUUAUUAUGGAAAGACAGCUUAGAAACGCUUAAGAAUUUGAUGCUACAACUACGAGAACAGGGUAAAUGGUCCUCUCCUGGAGGCGAAGCGAGGCGAUUUAAAAGUACCGACAAACGAUUUGAAAUGACGUGGUAUGGCAGCAAGAAACAAACCUUAACAUUUAGCGGAGAUGAAGGUCAAAGAAUGAGAGAGAAAUUGAUAGCUUUGGCUAACAUGAGACUACGCAAAGAGUCAAUAAAUAUAAAAUCGGUUCUGCAGAAUGAUUCGGAAAUAAAUAUCGAAAACAAAUCUUCGACAAAGAAUACUAAUGAAGGCGAUCAUAUGCAGGUUCCUAGCACCCUCGAUGCCCUACAAGCGAAGAUAGACAAUUUUGAACAACAAUUCAAAAACUUUCAGUCGAGAACCAAUAAUAAUAUCGAUAUUCUAUUUACUAAAUUGGAAAGGAACCCAGAUGCCGAGAAGGAAAAAGAAAUUGAUCGAUUACGUGAGGAAAACUGUAAAUUAAAGACGGACAAUGCAGAACUAAUUCAUCGCCUCAAUGAACAUGUAAACACAAUAUCGGAAUUAAAUAAUAUAAUCAAGGUUGCCGGAGAUGAAAAAGCCAGUUUACUAACUGCUAUUCGCUUAAUCCAGUCUGAUGAUAUUAAUGUUAGAUCAAACAAUAACGAAUCUCAAGUAUGGACACGAAUAGAAAGUAAAACCCAAGGUAAAUCAAAGAACCAAACACCUUCGCGACGUAUUAAUCAAGCGAGCAACCAAAUUUUAGAACCAAAUCAAUAUUCCUCGUUGGCGGUUAAUGAAUCUAAUGAAAACAAAGAUAUGGAUCAUAAUGUCACCCCUAGUUCAACACAUAUAGAAAAUUCGACAAACUCCGGUAGAAGAAUACAACACCAAAAGGAAAAGCAAAGAUACUCGGUCGAACCGACACAACAACACAAUGCCUCAAGCUCAAAGUCUACCGAAGGCCCGAUAGCGAUCCUAGGAGACUCGAUGUUAAAGAAACUAAGUCCUUCAAGAUUACGCCGUUCGACUGGGAAAAAGAUUAUAGUCAAGACGUUUCCUGGAGCAACUACUUCGGACAUGAAGCAUUAUAUUAAACCUACUCUGGAGAAAAAUCCCCAACUAGUCGUGAUCCACGUUGGAACAAAUGACAUCCAACAUAAAGAGCCCGAGGAGAUAGCUAAGGAAGUUGAAUCACUGUGUAGAACUAUCAUGGUGAACGGCUUGUCAAAAGUCGCUAUUUCAGAGAUCAUCCAGAGGGCAGAUGACAAAUUGAAUACAAAAGUUAAAAAAUCGAAUGUUCUCCUGGCAAAGGUUUGUAAGAAUAAUAACUGGUCUCUUAUUUCCAAUAGUGAUAUAAAUACUUCUAGCCUUAAUGCAUCUGGUUUACACCUAAAUGAUAGAGGAGCAGCAAUACUAGCGAAGAACUAUAUUGAUUUUUUUCGCAAAUGA
Molecule: messenger RNA, 1692 nt
Organism: Paramuricea clavata
Lineage: Eukaryota; Metazoa; Cnidaria; Anthozoa; Malacalcyonacea; Plexauridae
Source: the annotation of a GenBank genome assembly